Messenger RNA from Peromyscus leucopus (white-footed mouse), 3516 nucleotides. Its product is annotated as killer cell lectin-like receptor 2. NCBI's taxonomy places the organism in Eukaryota, Metazoa, Chordata, Mammalia, Rodentia, Cricetidae. Bases 399 to 1229 code for a protein of 276 amino acids. The record is from RefSeq and is a predicted model, not a curated record. The transcript has 7 exons.
AGGGAUGUCAGUCACUUCUUUUUACUAGUGUUUUUUGCUAACACACUGAUUUCACUUUCUCUGCAGAUGUGUUAUAUUUUAGUAUUCAAAUAUCAAUUAUGAACGUGAUUGCAGCAAUUGACAUGAUAUGUUGUUCCUUUCCUUUGACAUCAGAAUCUGCUUUCAUCAUGCAAUUUCCUCUUUUCAGUUUGGUUAAGAGAAGGGGCAAAAAGUCCUGAGCUUAAGUAUCACCCAGAGGCGAUUCAGUUCUGCCUUUUCUCUUGGAGUCUCUGAGAGGAUCAGUCCAGGAAAGGCCAACUUGUUCCCCCACCUGGGGGAUAAAUUCCCUGCAACAAAAUCAUUUCUGGGUCGAGACACAGACAGAUGUACUUCUGUACUGUACUUCACUUACUCCCAAGAUGAGUGAUGAGGAGAUCACUUACACAACUGUGAAAUUCCAUAAGUCUUCAGACUUGCAGAAUCGAGAAAGGGCUGAUGAGACACAAGGGCCCAGAGAAGCUGGCCACAGGGAGUGUUCAGUCCCCUGGCACCUCAUUGCAAUACCUCUUGGAGUCCUUUGUUCCAUUCUGCUGGUGACAGUUGCAGUAUUGGUGACACACAUUUUUCAGUAUAGUCAAGAAGAACAUGAAUUGCAGAAAACUCUAAAUAAUACCCAUCAAGAGAACAGCACCAUGAAAAAUGACACGUACUUAAUGGAAGAAAUGUUGAAAAAUAAGUCUAUAGAUUAUGAUGCCCUCAAACACGAUCUGGACACACUCAACAGAACACUGAACAGAUGCUACCAGGAAACUAAAUUUGUUUUAGAUUCCAAAGAGCAUAGAGGCAAACGUGUUGAAGGACACUGGUUCUGCUGUGGCAUAAAAUGUUAUUAUUUCAUCAUGGACAAUAAACGCUGGAGUGGAUGUGCACAGACCUGCCGGGACUGCAGCUUAUCCCUUUUGAAGAUAGAUGAUGGUGAUGAACUGAAGUUCCUUCAGCUCCAAAUUAAGCCGAACACUUACUGGAUUGGGUUAUCAUAUGACACAAGAACAAAGAAAUGGCAAUGGAGUGACAAUGGCCCAUCUAAACUUAAUUUGAUGACAGUGAAAUCAAUGAAGGAAAUUGGAGGCUGUGCAUAUCUCAGGUUUACAGGUAUACAUCAUGAGGACUGUGGUAGAGCCCACCCCUGUAUCUGUGAAAAGAGAAUGGAUAAAUUCUCUCAUUCAGUGUGCAGUAAGAAGGAAAAGUAAAAAUGGAACAUUUUCUCAUCUUUGUUGGUUUCCUGGGAUGAUUUGUGUCUACUUAAUGACUGAAUGUCUUAACCACAGGACUCCAUCAGCCAAGCAAACAGGGUAAGGAAUGGCAAAGGGAAGAAAUGUUCUUCUGAAACCUGUCUUAAAACAGCAGAAGUCAUCUUACUUCUUGUGAACACAGCAGCUUAUGUCUGGCUAAUGGAUGCCAUUUGUUCCAAGCCUGCAGUAUCAUUCUCUUUGUUUCCUGGAUGACACACAGAUCCAAACACAGAACCAUAAAAAACAGCACACCCAUCUCCUUCUCAAUAGUAAGCCAUUUCUGUACUCCACUGCUCUGACUUCACAAUUAAGGACUAAGGUACAGCUGUAGGUUUCUGUUUGUUAGUUGCUUGGUUAGUGUUCAUUAUUUUUUGUAUGUAGAGAAAUUUAUUUUUAAGAAGCAUUCUUUUGCUAUAAAAUAUAUUUCUAGAUUUGAUGAAUAGUUCCUAGGCUAAUUCAAGGAACUCAUACAACCAUCCAUAGUCCAUAUGUGUUCUCAUACCCCAUUGUCUCAUUGAUUUGCUGUUAAGUUGAGACCACAUAGAUACAGUAAUAUUAUUUGAAGCCAGAUGGAUGUCUUGGCUCAAACUUAUAAUCUUAUAGGUAUAUGAGUUGUGAUGUAGCCUAAUCUACAUAAUAACUUUGAGGUUAUUGCGGGCUAGAGUGAUACUAUCUCAUUAAGCAUGAUAAUAAUGAUAAUGACAAUAAUUAAACUGUCUAUAGAUAUUUCCUAGGGACAAGCAGUUUCUUUUAUAGUAUAAUACUAAAACUAUAAAACUUGAGAAAUUUAGUAUUGACUAAGUAAUAUGCUCUAUUUCAUAACCCAUAUUCAUAUUUGUUUUCUGCAUCAUAUCACUGUCAAUAUUUCCUCAUAUUCACUAGUGUCAGUGAAUUCACUUGUAAUGUCCUUUAGAUCUAAAAUUAUUAUUGACUUAUGAUGUCUGUUUUUAGACCUUGAUAUUAAAAAAAUAAAAUUUUACCUUGUAGUAUGUUGGUAACAAAAUGUACCUACUCUAAGUCAUCAGCAAUAUGAGUUUUAAAAAUUAUGUACAUUUCUUCAAGAACCGUGUGCAGACUAUUUUUAUGUCAACUUGACACAAGGUAGAUAUAUCUGAGAGGGGAAACCUCAAUUGAGAAAGUGCAUCAAUAAGAUCUGGCUGUAGGCAAGCGUAUAGGGAAUUUUAUCAAUUAACAAUUGAUUGGGUGGACCUGGAUUAUUGUGGGUGGAGUAAUCCCUGGGCUGGUGUUCUUGGAUUCUAUAAGAAAUGAGCCUGAGCAAACCACGGGAAUCUUCCAGUAACCAGUACUCCUACAUGGUCUCUGAAUCAGCUUCUGCCUCCUGGUUCCUGCCAGGUUUUAGUGCCUGUCUUGACUUCUUUCAGUGAUGGGCUGUAAUUUGGAAUGUUAGCAAAACAAUCACUUUUCUCUCCAAGUUGUUUUAUCAUGGUGUUUCAUCACAGCAAUAGACACACUAAGAGAACAAUAAAACCCUGAGAGACAUUAUUUUUUAAUUUUCCAAAGUUCUUUUCUGCCCCUUUGACUCCCCACCUGAGCCCAGGUAAGCCGGCAUGCUCUUCUACUGUCAAUUAAUAAGGAACAUUCCAUAGUUUCAUAUACUAAAUAGAGAUUUGUGAUUAACUCCAUAUUUCUUUGCAUCUCUUACUAUUAUUACUAUCAUUAUCAUUUUUAGCUAACCCAAGCUUUUUUCACAGAUCAGUGGUUCACUGUUUUUGUUACAAAGCACUUUUCUAUUACUCAAAUGUUUCAUAGUAUUUUGGCAUUCACAUGUGAAUAGAUGAUCUGUUUUAACAAUUAAAAAAUGUUCUUAUGCUAAUUGUGCUAGUCACUGUGUGAACAUAUGUUUAAUUCUUUUUGUAUACAUCUGGAACUCUGAUACUAUAAUCUUUGUGUUAAGUACAGUUUCAUUUAACAAGAAACAUCUGGUAUGUUUCACAUGGCUUAUAUCAUCUUACUUUCUCUGCAAUAUGAGAGAGCUCCCUUUGCCCCUUCAUCUGCACCAACACUUGAUAUUAUCAAUGCUUUGGGCUUUUACUAUUGUGAUGAAUAAAGGAAUUCACAUUUCUCUAAGAACUAGUGAUAGUAACCAUCUUUUAUCAAGUGCUUAUUGGCCACUCAUAUGUUUUCCUUUUUCAAAUGUCUGUUUAUAUUUUCUCACCUUCUAUUGGAUUUGAUGUCCUCUAAUUAUAAUAUUGUAAGAGGUUUGUGUAUCAACAUAAUAUGUAUA